AUGCCUCAGCUUCGCAACCGCUUCAGGAACAGUCGUCCAAAUCGAUACAACCGGGGAAAAGCUAGAGGAGCUAUGAAUGUGCUGGUCACAGAACCUCUUAGGGAAGGCGUUGCUUCUGCUCAGGAAAGGACCAUAGAAGGCGUUCCGCAACAACGUGAUGUUCCAAGACGUGGUAGAGGACGAGGCUUCAGAGGGUUUCCGCGUGGUGGACGAGGAGGAAGUAACUCGGCACCAACACAUAACGACACUGGAUUCAACCCGAAUGCGGCGCCGUUUGUCCCCACCUUUGCUGCUGCUCCAGAGUUCAUCGAAAGAGCAUCUCAGGAGACCUUAUCGUCAGAGAACAAUAGGGGCCCACAACUUCCAACUGGAGGACCUACGUAUCGAGAGAACAGAAGAUUUGCCUUUGAUCGGACUGAAAACCAACCACUUCGACCACUUCGCCCAGAGUUUCGCCGCGGCCCAGCGUCAAAUGCUGGGGCCAACUUCAAUAAAACUCGUGGAGGUCAAGCUCAAAAUCGUCGGAAGUUCAUACGCAGGUUGGAGUCGGACGACCAAAGUGAUCAGGAUAAGUCCAUGAGAGAACGCCUAAUGAAUCAGCUGGAAAGCAAUCGAUACGAGUGUGCUAUUUGCUGCCAAAUUAUUCUUGCCAGACAGGGUAUCUGGUCUUGCAAGACAUGUUACCAUAUGUUCCACAUUUCUGGUGGUUGUAUAAUCAACUGGGCAAAGAAGAGCAAGGAGGAUGAUAACAAUUGCCAUUCGACGGGUGGUUCUGGAUGUGGACCUUGUCCGUCGGCACCUGAGCGUAUUACUCAUUGCCCUUGUGGGCGCUGCACUCUCGAAGAACUAGGUAUCCAGCGAAAGUCGUGCGAGGAUCCGAUCCCAACAUGUAGAAACAUCUGCGCAAAAGUGUUAAUGUGUGGCAGUGCUGAGAAGAAACAUCGCUGCCGAGCGCUGUGUCAUCCAGGUGAAUGUCCUCCAUGUGGUUUGAACACCAGUGUGGUUUGUCGAUGCAAGCAAGUGAAACGGACGUUGCCGUGUGCUGAAUAUGUGCAGUUUGCAGUC
Ostertagia ostertagi is the source of this 1065-nucleotide messenger RNA. Lineage: Eukaryota; Metazoa; Nematoda; Chromadorea; Rhabditida; Trichostrongylidae. The record is from the annotation of a GenBank genome assembly.